Molecule: messenger RNA, 6294 nt
Organism: Lates calcarifer (barramundi perch)
Lineage: Eukaryota; Metazoa; Chordata; Actinopteri; Centropomidae
Gene: slc71a2b
Product: major facilitator superfamily domain containing 14Bb
Exons: 12
Coding region: 619-2073 (484 amino acids)
Biological process (GO): transmembrane transport
Cellular component (GO): membrane
Molecular function (GO): transmembrane transporter activity
Source: RefSeq, a predicted model, not a curated record
ACCGUUUAAACACAAACAGUAUUCGGUCUCUAUUGUGCGCUGAGACGUUCAACACGCCGACCUCGCGCGCCCUGCGUACCGUUAAGUUAAUAAAACGCUCACUGCAUUGUAGUGCGGGCGGCGGCUCAGCAGGGGGCGCGCUUACCGGAUCAGGAAUGACUGUUAACGUAUGUGCUGAUCCAGAGUCAGAGCUGUUAGCUGUUAGCUAAAGUUAUUCGGAAGAAAAACUGAUCUGGGAACAGCUAGCACCGCGCGCCGGCGGACAUGCGUUCGAUAUGUUUAUGGGGACUACCCAUAAGGGCGGUGUUUAUCACUUUUAAACGACAUUUAACCGAUGUGAGACAGCGCCGCUCACCCGGGAGACUCUGGUGAUAAAACCCACCGUAGCAAACUGUUAAAUUACAAUCAGAGCAGAGGAAUUUAGGUAAAAACGAAAGCUGAGCUCCGGUCACAGUUUACCGCUCCGGUGGCGAGUCGACUACAGCCGAAGUCCAUGAUAGCGCAGCAGAAACGUAGUUAUAAUCCACGCAGCGGGACACCCUGGAAGAGGCGGAGAACCCUCAGGAGGAUGCCGGGACACGCGGACUCGAUGUGAAAAUCGUCACGGCAAGAUGUGAGAUGAACCGGGAGAAAACAGCGACCGAGGCCAACGACAUCAUGUUGGUCCGGAGCUCGCCCGGCCGAGGCCGAGCCAGAGUGGCUCACGCCGUGGUGGUGAUCUUCCUGGAAUUCUUCGCCUGGGGGCUGCUGACCACGCCCAUGCUGACCGUCCUCCAUGAGACGUUUCCUCAGCACACCUUCCUGAUGAACGGCCUGGUUCAGGGAGUGAAGGGCUUCCUGUCGUUCCUAUCGGCGCCUCUGAUUGGUGCUCUGUCAGAUAUCUGGGGCAGAAGGUCCUUCCUCCUCAUGACGGUCUUCUUCACCUGCGCCCCCAUCCCCUUCAUGAGGAUCAGCCCCUGGUGGUAUUUCGCCCUGAUCUCCGUCUCCGGGAUCUUCGCCGUGACCUUCUCGGUGAUCUUCGCCUACGUCGCCGACAUCACAGAGGAGCACGAGAGGAGCACAGCCUACGGCCUGGUCUCGGCGACCUUCGCGGCCAGUCUGGUGACGAGCCCGGCCAUCGGGGCCUACCUGUCGGACAAGUACGACGACAGCCUGGUGGUCCUGAUCGCCACGGUGAUCGCGGUGGCCGACAUCGCCUUUGUGUUCUUCGUCGUCCCCGAGUCGCUGCCGGACAAGAUGAGGCUGACGUCCUGGGGCUUCCCCAUCUCCUGGGAACAGGCCGACCCCUUCGCUUCUCUGCGUCGUGUUGGGAAAGACACCACAGUGCUGCUGAUCUGUGUCACAGUGUUCCUGUCCUACCUGCCUGAGGCCGGACAGUACUCCAGCUUCUUCCUCUACCUGAGACAGGUGAUUGAGUUUUCUCCUGCAGCCAUCGCUGCCUUCAUCGCCAUGGUGGGAAUCCUCUCCAUCGUCGCUCAGACUGUGCUCUUCAGUGUUUUAAUGAGGACCAUCGGUAAUAAGAACACAGUCCUUCUCGGUCUGGGCUUCCAGCUCUUCCAGCUGGCCUGGUACGGCUUCGGCUCCGAGCCCUGGAUGAUGUGGGCAGCAGGAACAGUAGCAGCCAUGUCGUCCAUCACCUUCCCAGCAGUCUCUGCUCUGGUGUCACACAGUGCAUCACCUGACCAACAAGGUGUGGCUCAGGGGAUGAUCACAGGUAUCAGAGGUCUGUGUAACGGUUUGGGUCCGGCUCUCUACGGCUUCAUCUUCUUCCUGUUCAACGUGGAGCUGAACGACAUCAAGCCGGUGGCAGGAAGACCCACACAGAACACAGAGAAGUCGGUCAUCCCCGGUCCUCCCUUCCUGUUCGGAGCCUGCGCCGUCUUACUCGCUCUCCUCGUCGCCGUCUUCAUCCCCGAGCACCACCACUCGGCCGACAUCAAGACGUGCUCUGGCCGCAAAUUCAGUGGCUCCGCCUCCAAUGCCGCCGGGCACGCUCAGAGCGCCAGCCCUCAGGCCACGCCCACCAGCGACGCAGAGGACAUCGAGCCGCUCCUACAGGACAGCAGCAUGUGACUGACAGCCGGGCUGCUCGGCCAAUCACGGCACUGAGGCCUCAGUCCCACCCCCCUCCAAAAUAAACCAGUGUCAGCUUUUAUUUUUAAAGUUACUUUUUUUAAUUUCCUCAGAUUCAGACUGUUCAGGUGACGUCAGGUGACGUUAGGCGGCAACCACACUGACGAGCUGAUUUUAGUUUGAUGUUUUGGACGUGGAGAAAAAGGCGGAGCUUGACAGCACGUACAUGUCAGGGUCUGUCACCAUGAAACUCAAAAAGAAAAACCAGAACCUGGUCUGCAGCAGAUCAAAUUUAAGCCUUUUAAAAAUAUUGUUUAGUUUAUAUUUUUGCGUUAAAGGUCUUUUCACACCGGGGGCGUUUCUUCCGUGCGAUCAAUUUACUCAUCAAUUUUUUUUUGAGCUGUCGUUUUUGAAAAGACUGAAGCAAACUUCCCUGGACGACAGGUGUCAAAGUUUUAUAAAAUGAGUCGAUUUUUAUCAGUCAACUAUUUUGGUGAUUGAUUUAUCACUGUGGUUGUUUGACAAGCAAAAAUGCCAAAUAUUCUCCAGUUCCAGCUUCUCAAACAAGAUGAUCUGCUGCUGUAGACGACAUUAACCUGAAGGUCAGACAGAGAAGGGCUCUGAUAGCAACUUUAUUUUAACAUAAACGAAAUGAUUCCCAGGUGAAAGGAGAAGGACCAGACUCGAGUGAAAACAUAUCAUUUGUGAGCAUCAUCUCUCAGAGCAGCUUCUGAAAUCACUCGUUCGUCACAGCCGUCAGUCUGGUUGCCGCCUGAUCACCCUGCAGUCAGUUUGCCUUCCCUCUGCUGCACCUAACUCCACCCGUCAGGUCUGCAGAGGUCAGGAGAUCAAACGCUCCUGCUGAGGUGGAGGUGUGUUGAAUUCAUCGCACACCUGAAGACGAGAGACUGUUGUUUUCAAACUGAAACUUUUCACCGGGACAGAAGAACAGGGACAGGACAGUGAGGUCAGUAAGUUGUCACCUGCAGGAGGCAGUGUCGGCUCCAGGUCCAGUCUCCACAAACUGAUAGUUUACACGCUGGAUUUCUUUGCUGUGGAUAACUGUUACCAUGACAACAUGGCCGCCACACUGAGCAUGUGCGACCUCCGGCUGUGACAUCAUCAUCCUCUCCACAUCGAGGAGAAAAAAACAGCGUCUGGUCAGAAAUAACGACGAAUUUAGGAAAUUAAUUUAUGCAGUUUGAAGUGCUGUUAGGUGGACGAGUACGGAGGCUGAGAGAUGUCAAAAAGAGGAAAAUUAAAUUGUGUUUAUUCGUUUGUGCUCCUGAUUUAGUCAUUCAGGCCUUUGACUGAAGCCAUGAACUCAUUUGGAUUCUUGAUUAAGUAACCGCAGCUCUCGGUUUUGAACUUCGGGUUUAGUAUUCAACCUCUCAGUUUCCGCCUGUAGAGGGCAGCAAACCUGAUGCUCACUGAUCUCCAAGAUCAAACGAUGAGUGUGUGAGGGCUGCACACAAGACGAAGCUCAUACCUUGAAGCUGAUAAAUUGUUUUUAAUCAAGAGCACAAAUGAAUAAAUAAUACCCAAAAAACCUUUUUAUUUUCUUUGUGACUUCUCUCACACUCCGUACGCGUUUAUUUAUUUCACCAGAUCAUUUCCAGUUUCUAUCGACGUCUCCUCGUCUCUUCUUCUUGUGUUUAAAUACUUGAAGCGUGUUUUUAGCCUGUUACUUAUUUUCAGGCUGUUUUGAUCUGAAAGUGCUCCUCCUCCCCACCCGCCUGCCUCCACUCCAGGUCGGAUAAAUCGAGUGCUCCCGAGUUACUGAUGUAGUUUGAAUGUGUUGUUUCCAGUCCAGGCCUGAAGGUCUGAUCUUCGUUUGUGCAGCGAACGCUCCGCUCUCGUCGUCUUUACUUUGAGAUCAAACCACAGAAUCGAUCUGAGGGGAGUCGGCAGGUUGUUGAGAACCAAAUUGUGCCAUGUUUUUUAUUUUUCUUUGACUUUUUUUGUUACUUUUGCCUUCUGUUUACCGAGUUUUUAAGAGGUCAAACCACCACAUUCCAAAAAAAUCCACUGAUAAGCAGGGACAGGAGAUUUGUAGCAGCUGAGCUAAAAGAUGCAAAACCUCCAACGUAUUUACUCACAUUACAGGAUCACAUGCCGAGUCAGGACUGACCCGUUUACACUGGUGUUAAUGAUGCGAUCUGGAUCCAAAGACCUUAAAUCACACAAAACAAAAACAACAGGUGCUAAACUUGACUUAGGACUUGUUGGUCUUGACCUAGGUCUGGUUACCAUGGUUACCAGAUAAGGGAGGAUCUGCAGGUCCGUGAUACGACCACAGGUGUGAACGUUUCUAGAUACAGAUUGCAUUUUAAUACCAGGUCAGUCAGUGUUCUGGAUGUUACGUUAAUCCAUCAUCACCUUAAACAGAUCUUUGUUCAUCCUCACGUUUGUCACUUGGUCCUAAUUAUUAUAAACAGGAUAUGUGCUGCGUUCAAAUUAUAUCAGAUGUGUGGGAAAUUCAAGCUCCUGCCUGGUGAAGUUGGCUCAUGUCUGCCCCCUGGUGGCUUGAGAAACAGGAAAAAAAAGGAACCAGGACUUUACUUUAGUCUCUGUGUCGGCUUCCUGGUGUUUUUCCACCAACCAGCAUGACACUGAACACAGCAUUAAUGUCGUCACAGCUACAGAAACACCUGAACGUCCUGAUGAAGAUGAGGUAGAUGAUGGUGUGUAGUUUCAUGAAGCACAAUCACGCUAGAACCACAGCAGAUUUGUCCUUUAAUGCAGCAGAGAAGAAUCUCUAAAAUUCAGAUUUCAGUCUUCAUCUCUAAAACGCCUCAUUAUUAUUUUUAUCUUCAGCUUUUUCUGUUUCUGAACCAAACUCCUCGACUGAGACUUUACUCUCGCUUCAUGUUUUGUCUCUCUGUCGCUGAAGAUGUCAGACAAAGACAGAUGGACCUACAGUAUAUUUUUCUACAGUCAGUCUGAAGCUCUGCAGACAGAGUUGUUACUGAAUGUCCCUGAAUCCACCACGUUGUUGUUAUUGUUACUGGACUCGUCCUCAUCCUCCUCCAGUUCAGCUCUGUCUCUCUGGUCCUCACGUCUUCACGUCGCAGUGGAAAGUUUCUCUCGAACAACGUCACUUCUCAUCACAUGAUUUAAUCUACGUCCGAUGGCUUUAGAUACAAAAACAUAUAUUUCAGCCAAAUACUGAAGGCCCUGCUUCAAAAAUAUGAAUAACUUCGAUUACUGAUCUGAUUGGAAGGAAAGUUUAAUUGCUGAAACCAUAGAUCCUCCAGAGAAAAGACGUCUCACUCUGUUGGAUUUGUUUGAACUACAGAAACGACUGAAAUCUGAAAGAUUCUGGCUUUCAAAUCUGUUUUUGAAUUUAAAUUAGAAAUUAUUUUUCUGCUUUUUUGACUGUGUACAGGAACCAUGGUAACAUCCAAACUCUGUCUUCAGAACUUAUCUUAAAUUUUCUAUUUUUAGAACAUCCAUUUAUUUUUACAAAGUUGUUGUACAUUUAACAUUUGACAACUUUUACUUCAGUAAAGUAUCUGAUUACUUCUUCCACCACUGAAAGUCACACAGUAACACAGACACACUAACAGAUGGAGGCAGUGGGAUUCCAGCAGCUCCUGGUUAAAUCCCUGUUUUUGUCAGUGGAGUCUGGUACUGAUAUAGAGAGAUGUUUCUGGUUAAACUAAAAGGAUUUUUAAUAAAAAGCUGUAGGAAUCCUAUCCAUAAUGACACAAAAACAAGCACUUUAGUAGACGUCUGCUGACACGGACACGGGCGAUUUUCGUCUCUAUCAAUCAAUUACACCCAGAAACAUCAGAAAAAUUUACCCUUUAAGCUUUGAAAAGAUGAGGUGCGUGUUUUAAUUUUCCUGUGGGACGUGAAGAUGACAAAAUGGCCGCCAGAGAGAACAUCAGCGAUUUAACAAACGUGUGACUGAAGCUUUUAAAAAAACGUCUUUGUACGUCAGCGAAAAAGUAACUGAUGCAGUCAGAUGUUUCCAAACCCCCCCCCCCCCCCGUGUACAUGAUGCAGAACAUUUGCUGAUUGCUGCACUUUAAUGUCUCUGAACGUUGUGCCUCUAAUCAUUCUCCAUGUUCAUAUCUGUUUUUAUAUAUAAACAAAGAGACGCUGAAUGACGUCCACGUGUUGUGCAUUUUGCUUUUAUCUUAUUAAGAACAUAAUUUUGAAAAAUAUCUAUGAUAAUAAGAAUAAUAAUAAUAAAGAGAAAUGUAUUGAAUUUGA